This is a messenger RNA of Symbiodinium necroappetens, 600 nucleotides long. The record is from the annotation of a GenBank genome assembly. Lineage: Eukaryota; Dinophyceae; Suessiales; Symbiodiniaceae.
AUGCUGGCAGGCCGGUUGACACUGCGUUUGCAGACCUUUCCCUGCAAACCCCUGCAGCAGGCUUUGUCCUUGUCAUGUAUCGAAUGCGUGAGGAAUGUCGGAGUUCCAGAUCGGAGCUCUACCGUCAUAGAUCAUAUCAACUGUCCAGCAUCGACGGCGUCUGUAGAUGAGGAGCUGGCUCAAAAGAUCCAGAAGUACAGCAACCGGGCAAAUCAGCUACAGUGCCAAGAUUCCCGGGGUAUGUGGAACGAAGCGAUGAGCGACAUCCACAAGUGCGUGCUUAUCACCGUUGGCCACUGGCUGGGGUUCAGACCAGGUCAGCUGAUGUUGGACUGGGGUUCGGGCUGUGGUCACAAGUUGUCUUGGGCAAAGAUGCUGUUCGACGUGGACGGCUUGGGUGUGGAGAUCCAGGAGCCAGCGGCACGCUGGGCCCAGCUUUACUCGGCAGGGAAGUUCUGUCAGGGCGAUGGCCGAGAGCUGGGAUGGAUCCCAGAGGACACCUUCGACUAUGUGAUCUCGUAUGCCUCCAUUUAUCACCUCACAAAGUUGGACCAAUGCCAUGAGCUCAGCAGGAUUUGGGUUGGAUGGUGGUGUGACUGA